Molecule: messenger RNA, 1275 nt
Organism: Hyla sarda
Lineage: Eukaryota; Metazoa; Chordata; Amphibia; Anura; Hylidae
Gene: ECHDC2
Product: enoyl-CoA hydratase domain containing 2
Exons: 10
Coding region: 7-891 (294 amino acids)
Biological process (GO): fatty acid beta-oxidation
Cellular component (GO): mitochondrion
Molecular function (GO): enoyl-CoA hydratase activity
Source: RefSeq, a predicted model, not a curated record
GACACCAUGUGUAGUGCAGUGCUGCAGCUGGCUGGGGGUCGGGGGGCUUUUAAAUGGGGGUUGCUAAGGGGGCUCAGCACUGCUGCAGGGCACAGGGACGUCAGUGUCACCCACCUGCAAGGGCACGAUGCGGGCAUCGCAGAGAUCGUCAUGUCCAGGCCUCACGCUCGGAACUCGUUGGGCAAAGCGUUUGUUACUGAGUUUUUCCACUCUGUAGACAGCCUGCGCCAUGACAGCAGUGUCCGUGUGGUGGUGGUCAGGAGCGCGGUCCCUGGGGUGUUCUGUGCAGGUGCGGAUUUGAAGGAGCGAUCAAAGAUGGAAAAUUCUGAGGCGUCUUUGUUUGUUCACAAUCUGAGAAAGUUAAUGAAUGAAAUUGGGGCUCUGCCAAUGCCCACAAUUGCAGCCAUAGAUGGAUACGCCCUGGGUGGUGGCCUGGAGCUAGCCCUGGCUUGUGACCUCCGUAUUGCUGCAUCUUCAGCUAAACUGGGGCUCAUUGAAACUACAAGAGGAUUACUUCCAGGGGCAGGGGGUUCACAGCGACUUCCACGCUUAGUUGGAACUGGUUUAGCCAAAGAGCUUAUCUUUACCGGGAGACAAAUCGAGGGUGCACAGGCGUACCAGAUCGGACUGGUGAAUGAUGCGGUCCCCCAAAAUGAGGAGGGGAACUCUGCCUACAAGAAGGCUUUGGAAUUGGCUCAUGAGAUCUUACCUCAGGCCCCGAUUGCUGUGAAAAUGGCCAAGCUGGCUAUGAAUAAAGGCAUGGAGGUGGACAUUACCUCUGGGAUGGCCAUAGAGGGGAUGUGCUAUGGGCAGGUCAUUCCUACCAAGGAUCGCCUAGAAGGAAUGGCAGCUUUCCUGGAGAAGCGUCCGCCCCGUUACACGGGAGAGUAACAAUGUCUGAUCAUCUCUUUUAUCCGCCUCUGGAUCACUCAUCACCGGACACACAUAAGGGGAAUGAGCUGCCAAGAGUUACCUAAUAUUCCCCAGCAAGGAUUAUAUUGGAUUAUCCGAUACGUAUUACAUAUCACUCCAUGCACCAGAAAGAUAUUUACAUUAUAUAUAUAUCCGCUAAACUGGAAAAUUCCUAAAAUACUCAGUUUUGGGUGGAUUUAGCAUCUGUUAGUACUGAAAAUAUAACAUUACUCAUCUGAAGUCUGUAAUGAUGGAGGCCGGACAUGGUCUUGUCUACUAUUGGAGUAUAAUAAGAUCAUAGGGUGUCAGACCUCAGCUGUACAGUUCUGUCUCAUACACGUUCUCUUAAUAAAACAUUAUGAU